Molecule: messenger RNA, 3137 nt
Organism: Sesamum indicum (sesame)
Lineage: Eukaryota; Viridiplantae; Streptophyta; Magnoliopsida; Lamiales; Pedaliaceae
Molecular function (GO): chromatin binding
Source: RefSeq, a predicted model, not a curated record
GCUUCGUCACCAGCAUUCGUGUUAGCGUCUGAGCGUCCACACCCUAAACUGCCCUUUGCUAUUAAGUUCAACCCUUUUCUCUCCUACCGUCUACCAGUCCACUAGCCCUCCUUUCUCCUCCUCCAUCAUCAGCUGCACCGAUGUGACUCUCACACUUCUCCAACUUUUCUGACUGUUUCUAACUAUUCUUGCUCAACUGCCUUGUCUUUAUCCAUAACUCAUUUCUCUCAACCUUUCUUUUAGCCGACCUUUUUGUAGUGAAUUUGAAGAAACACAACACUUCAAGCUGUUUUCCUGUUCCUUGGUCCUCUAUUUUGACCUUCGUCUCCAGGUCCUUGUACCGAAAAUUCUGCUCAAAGGCCCAGUUUUUGUUCUUGAUAGAUUAUUUCAUGUUCUUUGGUCCAUGCCCAUUUGGAUUUUAGAUGAUAUAUCUUCUUGUGGAAUGCUAUCAUAAGUGUUACAGGGUUAUCGGGCUUAUGAAGCAUUACCUGUUUAAUUUUUCACUUUGUUUUGUUAUCUCUUAGUAGAUCUUUGAAGCCGCAGCUGUAGGUGAGUUCCCCUGUUUCUGGGACUCUAUUUCUUUUGUUAAAUUUUGGGUCUUGGAGGCGUUCUUGGCUGGUCAAAGUUAGGCUGGAGAAUUUUAGAAUUUUGGAUGUUCUUGUUGAAUUUUCCCAAGAUAGCUCGUUUUUAGCUGUUCUAUUUCUUAUGGUGAGGGUGUGAGAUAGUCUUCUCCCAGAUUAUUUUGGGUGUACUUUUAGCUUGUUAAAUUAGGGUUUCAUUAGGAUUCUGAUGGCUGUCAAAGCUUAAUUCCUGCUUAAAAGGGUUCUUAACUAUCAAUUAUGGCGGCAAGCGAGCACUAUUUUGUGGAGUGGAAAGAGCAAUAUGUAUCAAAAGAGAGGGGCAACCGUGUGGUUCACUAUUUCUUGAAGGAUAAUUCAGGGGAGUCCAUUCUUGCUGUUGUGGGUACUGAGAGGAGUGUUAGACACAUGUUCUAUGUUGUAUCUGACGAGUUCUUGAGCGCCCAUGGGGCCGAUAACUCAGUCCAUGCUGGCUUCAGAUGGAGAUCGAGGAGAGAGGUUGUGAACUGGCUUACUUCCAUGUUGUCAAAACAGCAUAGGCAAGGAGAUUAUGCAAUGUCACCUAAAGAUGACCCUAUUUCUGAAGUAAAUGCUCAGAAGACCCACAUGCCACCUCAUAAGGGUCGUUUAGCAAGGAAUCUGAAAGGUCAUCAUUUAGACAUUUCAUGGUCAGGUUCAGCAUGGGCUUGUGGUAAACAGCUGAAGCAUUAUCCAGCGUUUCGCAGGAAUGGGAUUUCAAUAGCGGUACAAUCAUUUGUCUUUGUAAUGGCUGAAAAAGAAAACCGCUAUAUUGCAUAUUUGGAAGAUAUGUAUGAAGACAGAAAAUGCCAGAAAAAGGUCAAAGUGAGAUGGUUUCAUCAUAAUAAAGAAGUCAAGGGAGUUGUUUCUUUACGGGAUCCUCAUCCUAAAGAAGUCUUCAUCACUCCAUAUGUACAGGUCAUCAGUGCUGAAUGCGUUGAUGGUCCUGCCAUAGUAUUAACCCGGGAACACUAUGAGAAAUGCUUGGCAGUUUUUCCACAUGAUUUGUUAGGCGGAGUUCAUUUCUGUUUCAGACAAUUCAAGAGCAACAGGAUAAAGCCUUUCAAAUUAAGUAAAUUGCGUGGGUAUUUUGAUCAACCAAUUUUCUCGUGCUUUAGCCCAGAUUUUUUUGAGGAAGAAGAGUUUAGCUGUGAGGAUGAUGUAAAAGUGGGAGCUAAACGGAAUAGAAAUUUCAGGGAGCAUCAUAAGUUGACUUAUGAUUUAUCAUACAAGAAACAUGUUCUACUGAGUAGGGAGCCUAAUUUCGUGAAGCAUGAUGAAGGCCACUUGAGGCAUACGCCACUUUUUGCACUAAAUGAAAAGGUAGAAUUUCUUUGUCAAGACAGUGGCAUUCGUGGCUGUUGGUUCAGGUGCACAGUCUUAGAGGUCUCCAGGAGACAAAUGAAAAUCCUAUAUGAUGACGUGAAGGAUGAAGAAAGUUGCACCAACCUCGAGGAAUGGGUUCCUACAUAUAGAUUGGCCAAGGCUGAUAAACUAGGGAUGAGGCAUGGUGGCCGGCCAACUGUGAGGCCUGCCUAUCCUUGUGAUGAAAGGAUCCUUAGCUUUGAGGUUGGAGAUCCAGCAGAUGCCUGGUGGAAUGAUGGUUGGUGGGAAGGUGUUGUCUCUGGAACUCGUGAUGGUAAAAAUGGAAUUUAUCAAAUUUAUAUUCCAGGUGAAAAUUUGUAUUUGAAUGUUGAGAUGAAGAACCUAAGAGUUUCAAGAGAUUGGAUUGGUGAUCGGUGGGUCAAUGUUGAGCCUAAUCCUAAUAUUCUCCACGUCUUAUCUGCAACUAGUAUGGAUACUAAACUCCCUGUGUCAUCCGCUGUUCCUAAAGAAGCCAAAUCUGAUAAUUCUCCAACUUCCUGUCUUAAAGUUGUCACCAGUCACAAACUCAGUGCUGUGGAAGAGGAGAAUGACGACUUAGCAGGCAUGACACUGACAAAUGUCCCUCUGAAAGAUGAUUGUACUAGCAGCGAGCAACAGCGACUUCUUGAAGCUGAAGAAAAGGAUUAUUUUUCUAAUGAUGAAGAGGAGAAGGAGAAUGCAGAUUGUGACUUGGGUGGUGCUAGUGUUGUAAAAGGUUCCAUUCUUGAUGGCAAUGGUGGUGGUGAUGAGGGAAACAACAUUGAUGAUGGCAACGGGGAUAACAACUUGGUCGAAUGUGAGAUCGCUGAGCUGAAAUGUGAAGUGGAAACAACAGAAAUGCUGACAGAAUGUUGAGGAAUAAGCUCUCCCGCUUUUUGUAUACGGUGGUAUAAUUUAUUGUCACAGUAGAAUAGUUGUACAUGAAGAUAACAGGUAUCUAUUGUAAGUUUGCUACUUGGUAUGUAAUUGCUAGAUGUACAGAAACGAGUCGGAGGUCUGAUCUUCAGAUUAAGUCAUUCAGCUAAUUGUCCAUUUGACAGAAAGAAUCCGGAUCUUAAUCCCAUGUAGUACCUGGGAUCUUUCUGUCACUCUUUGUCGACUCACAGUGUGGAUUAUGUGUCUGUAUGCACUUCUUGCUCAUACUAUCCCUGAAAUGCUUAGUUCAUUAUUGCUUCG